AACUCCGCAACUCAACUCUGCCCACUCAUCUCACUCUGGUAACCUCUUCCCCUCCUCUGCUUCCACACUCCACAAUCCACUUCUCAGAGACAUAUAAUCACAAAAACCUUCACAAACAUUCCUCCUCACAAACACUCUCCCUCCAUGGCUAGGCCGCAACAAAGAUACCGCGGCGUCCGCCAACGGCACUGGGGCUCUUGGGUCUCCGAAAUUCGCCACCCCAUUCUGAAGACUAGAGUAUGGCUAGGCACGUUCGAGACGGCGGAGGACGCAGCGCGAGCGUACGACGAAGCGGCCCGGCUCAUGUGCGGCCCAAGAGCUCGGACCAACUUCCAUUCCAAUUCCAACGACAAGAUUCUCUCGGCUACCUUGACGGCCAAGUUACAAAGAUGCCAAAUGACAUCCCUACAGAUGGCCAAGAAAACAGCAACUAAGACUCCCCACGAAGCUCAAUCUCCUCAUGGUGCUAAGAAGGAGGGAGAAAUGGGGGACGGGUUGACUGUGAGUUGGCCUGGUUGCGUGGGAAAGGAAUGCCAACUAGAGAGUGAUCAGCAGCAAAUUUUCAAGCCUCUUGAAGAUGAUCAUAUAGAGCAGAUGAUUGAGGAGUUGCUUGAUUGUGGGUCUAUGGAGCUUUGCUCUGUUGUGCCCAGUUAGGAAAUCUUAUGUCGCAUUUUCAAUCUGUCAUUGCCCUGAAAUUAACGACCCUUCAGUGGCCCGAAGAGUUGUUUAGUAGGUCGUGAGAGUUGAACCUGUGAACUUGAGAAUAAAACUCUCAUCGGCUGUUAUGCUUCCACUCAACCAAUCCGUUUGGAUUCCCUUCUUAUUUUAGCUCACUACAUAUCCAAGUAGGUAAUUAUGUACUAAUGUUAAAUGGUAAAAGUAUAGUAAUUUGCAUUGGCUCG
Molecule: messenger RNA, 902 nt
Organism: Rhododendron vialii
Lineage: Eukaryota; Viridiplantae; Streptophyta; Magnoliopsida; Ericales; Ericaceae
Product: ethylene-responsive transcription factor ERF003-like
Exons: 2
Coding region: 145-654 (169 amino acids)
Biological process (GO): regulation of DNA-templated transcription
Molecular function (GO): DNA-binding transcription factor activity; DNA binding
Source: RefSeq, a predicted model, not a curated record